GAGAAGAACUACAACUCCCGGGGAGCCGGGAGGUCCGGCGGUGGGAGGGGUGGUGCUGCGGGGCCGGGACGGCGGCGAGCGCUCGGAGCCGGGGAUCGGCUCUUGGCCGAGGGCCGCCAUGGAUCUCUUCGGGGACCUGCGGCGCAUGAACAAGCGGCAGCUGUAUUACCAGGUCCUAAAUUUUGCGAUGAUCGUCUCCUCUGCCCUUAUGAUAUGGAAGGGGCUCAUCGUCAUCACUGGCAGCGAGAGCCCCAUCGUUGUGGUGCUCAGUGGCAGCAUGGAGCCAGCUUUUCACAGGGGAGACCUCUUGUUCUUAACAAAUUUCCACGAUGACCCGAUCAGAGCUGGUGAAAUAGUUGUUUUUAAGGUUGAAGGCAGAGACAUUCCAAUAGUUCACAGAGUAAUCAAAGUUCAUGAAAAAGAAAAUGGGAACAUCAAAUUUCUGACCAAAGGUGAUAACAAUGAAGUUGAUGAUAGAGGCUUGUACAAAGAGGGCCAGAACUGGUUAGAGAAGAAAGAUGUUGUUGGAAGAGCAAGGGGAUUUUUGCCUUAUGUUGGUAUGGUAACUAUAAUAAUGAAUGACUAUCCGAAAUUUAAGUAUGCUCUUCUGGCAGUAAUGGGAGCUUACGUACUGCUGAAACGGGAAUCCUGAAGCACAAAAAAAAAAAAAGCAUUCCAAGAACGAAGUGUGAACUUAAAGCUACGGGGAUAAAAAAAAAAAAAAAAGCCUAAUAUAUUUCAGAUGUUUUAAUUUCUGUCUGCCAAGCUGUGCAACCUUUCGUCUCGUCUAAAUAAAGGGUGUUACUGAUGAGCGAAGCUUUUGGCUCAUGGGUCAUGACAUAAUGGUGUAUUCACCACCUGAAAUAAGCAUUGCUUCUAGUUGGCCUUUUGCAGAAGGAUGAUACUGUCGAGUGCUAGAGCAGCUCAUGUGCUCAGUGAGCGCCGUGAAUACAGUGCCCUCAGACUGCAGUGUGAUGGAGGCUCUCCUCGCUUUCUCCUUCCUGCCUGUUCAGGUAUUUUGUUGUUUCUGAUCCAUCAGUGCACUCUUUUCACAGCCUUACGAGCCGUUCUGUCAGCACUCAGCAGAUACACAGCGUACACAUUGGAAUGGGGUGAGGUGUAGGAGUUCAGGAUGUCUAAGGAAACUGGAUAUGGAUUGGAGGAAGAAAAAAAGACAACAGAAAUGAUACAAAGGAGCUUUCAUUCUGAAUUGAGAAAUGGGGACUCUUCUCUCUGAAUGUGAAACUUGCUCCUUCGUGGUCUAGAGACAAAGAAGGGAAGGACCUGAUUUUUCGGGACGCAGCAUGAUUCUAGAAUUCAGGCUGUUGACCCUUUUGCCUUCGUGUUCCUAGCUGUGAAAUAAAGCUAACAAAAAGUUUUUGUGGGGCUUUAUAAAUACCUAAAUUACGACAUGAAAAGCACAGUUGAGUGCUCAGUAGUAUUACCAGUAAGGGAAAAGCACAACCCAAAUUCCCGUUUCGAGGAUGUGUUGUUCUGUCUAUGACACCUGAAAGAGUGUGGAACAUAAAAUUGAUUUUUCAUUUUAGAACUUAGCUGAGAACUGUCUUACGUGAAGUUCUGGGUCUUUCUCUUCUUGGCUUCCAGUGUCAGUAUUGUACCCUCAACAAAGCAGGACUUGUUUUCUUUGCGUGCUUUGUUUCUGUAGCUCUGAUGAGGAACAGCAUGAUGCUUUUUUUCCUACAGAGUUUUGUUUCUUCUGUAGUCCCUCACCUCGACAGAAAUACACCAUUAUGCAGUAAUGGCACCCCUUCUGUUGUAACUGAAAGGCAGGCAGCUGCUGGCUUCUUCCAAGUACUACUGCUUCUUUUGUGUCCUACUAAGCAGUUUUCGCAGCAAACUCUAAUAUAAAAAUGACUUAUUCCGUAUCAAUUUGUGUAGAAAUAAAAUUGAGUAUAAUAAA
Molecule: messenger RNA, 1921 nt
Organism: Numida meleagris (helmeted guineafowl)
Lineage: Eukaryota; Metazoa; Chordata; Aves; Galliformes; Numididae
Gene: SEC11C
Product: SEC11 homolog C, signal peptidase complex subunit
Exons: 6
Coding region: 119-652 (177 amino acids)
Cellular component (GO): signal peptidase complex; membrane
Molecular function (GO): serine-type endopeptidase activity
Source: RefSeq, a predicted model, not a curated record